GAUAUAGAUGACCCACGCUGAACUGUCCCGCCAAACUCAAUGACAGGGGGGCGCUACCAUCGUUCAACUUUAUGGUUUCCAACAUGGCAAAAAUCGGAACCAGCGAUUCGGUAUUGACGGUGGCGCCCCGCUGUCAAUGUCAUCGAUAGGACAGUUCAGUAUUUUGGAACUAUAUUUCUCCAAAAGCCAUACAGAAUGACUGAUCUCCUAUGUAGAAUAUGCCUGGCACGUGAUACUCGUAUGUGUACAACGUACAACACGCCACUGGAAGUGCUUUAUCAAAAAAUCACAAAUAUACCUCUUAAAACAAAAGACGGAAGACCGCACGUGGUGUGUUACGUCUGCUACCAUUUAUUAAGCAAGUGUCACAAAUUCAUUGAAAGUGCCGUUAAAACUGACAAAGUUCUUCAACAACUAUGUAGCAGUGGUAUACAGUUAACCGAGCAGCAUAUUUCAGCGAUAGACAAGGCUUUCUUACUCACACCAUUAACUAAGUCACGCGUUAUAAAUGUAAACGCAAUAAGCGAUUCAGAUGGAGUCAGUAUAGAAGUGGCUGAAGUCAAGAGAGAAAUUGAAGAAGAUAAGCCUAUAUAUUAUGAGGUGGAAGUUGUUAAAGAAAAAGCUGAUUCUUUAGGUUUUGACGAUAUAAAUAAUACAGAACAUAGUUCAAAACAGUACGCUUGUACUAUCUGUGGUCAUUGCUUGCUGACCAAAGCUGAAGCUAGGAAGCACUACAAAUGGCAUGGCACCUCCGAAGAACCCUAUCUGGACUGUCUGAAUUAUUUAUUUGGCGCUCCACCAACUGUGGAAGUCACUAUGCAACCUAUCACGGCGCCAACUGACAGCAAAGAAGUAAUAAAGGCGCCAACUGACCACAAAGAAGCACUACCGGCGCCAACUGGCAGCAUACAAGCACUAACGGCGCCAACUGACAGCAUACAAGUGGUGACGGCGCCAACUCAUAGCAGAGAAGUGCUGAAGUCUCCGCAAACUAUCAUAGCGUCCGACACUAGUCCAACGAAGAUUGAAAAUGAUGAAGAGAUGCCUCAGAAAGAAGAUAUGGACGAAAAAUCAAAUUUACCCGAAGAACUAAAAGAUGAAUCGCCAAAAAUUUACAAAAACGAAAGAGAAUUAUUGAUAGAAAUGAAAAUAGACGUCUAUAAAAAAAAUGUGAAACCAAAGAAUAUAAUAAAGAAAAAAGAAGAAACUGCGAAACCAAAUAAUACAAUAAAGAAAAAAGAAAAAGCAACUAACAGUGAAGUGACUAUAAAAAAGAGAAAACUCACUAAAAACAUGAAACCAAAUAGAAAAAAUGAAACAAAAUUAACCGUUAGUAAUAAUUUAACCGAAAACGAGGUAUAUUGUGAAGUCCCAUUAUUUAAAUCGGAUGACCCGUUAGACACAAAUUAUAAAGAUAAUACACCAAAUACAGAUGAAUUAGACAGUUCAGACACGAAUAUGGACACGGAAGAUAUAGAACAAAAUGAUGAAAAUGAAACGAAAAAUAUUACAGCAACAGAAAAAACAUUUCCAUGUGAUACUUGUAAAAAAGUCUUCCCAAGUAAUGCGAGGUUGAAACGCCAUAGACGUGUGCACACGGGCGAGAAACCAUUCUCAUGCGAACAUUGCUCGAAAACAUUCGCAGAAAAAUUUAACCUUAGUCGACAUUCCCGAAUCCAUUUCGGAGAAAAGCCAUUCGAGUGCGAUCUCUGCGGAAAAUGUUUCUCGAUUAAAACUCACUUGAGCGUUCACUUACUCACGCACAAUAAUUCUAGUAAAAAACAAACUAAAAGCACUGUGUCGUGCGAUGCUUGUGGAAAAAUAUACACGCACAAAAUGAAUUUAGCACGGCACAUUUCAACAAAGCACGCCAGCACACAUACAGGUGAAAAACCGUUCUCAUGUACCUAUUGUCAUUACAAGACCGCAUUAAAAUGUAAUUUAAAUACUCAUAUACGGACACAUACAGGUGAAAAACCGUUCUCAUGUAACUAUUGCGAUUACAAGACUGCUGUAAAAUCAGCUUUAAUUAGACAUAUACGGACACAUACAGGUGAAAAACCGUUCUCAUGUAACUAUUGUGAUUACAAGGCUGCUGUAAAAUCAGAUUUAAUUAAACAUAUACCAACACAUACAGGUAAAAAACCGUUCUCAUGUAACUAUUGCCAUUACAAGACUGCUGUAAAAUCAGAUUUAACUAAACAUAUACGGAUACACACAGGUGAAAAACCGUUCUCAUGUACCUAUUGUCAUUACAAGACUGCUAAAAAAGGUAGUUUAAAUACUCAUAUACGGACACAUACAGGUGAAAAACCGUUCUCAUGUAACUAUUGCCAUUAUAAGACCACCCUAAAAUCAACUUUAAUUAAACACGAAAGGACACAUACAGGUGAAAAACCGUUCUCAUGUACCUAUUGUCAUUACAAGACCGCAUUAAAAUUUAAUUUAAAUACUCAUAUACGGACACAUACAGGUGAAAAACCGUUCUCAUGUAACUAUUGCGAUUACAAGACUGCUGUAAAAUCAGCUUUAAUUAGACAUAUACGGACACAUACAGGUGAAAAACCGUUCUCAUGUAACUAUUGUGAUUACAAGGCUGCUGUAAAAUCAGAUUUAAUUAAACAUAUACCAACACAUACAGGUAAAAAACCGUUCUCAUGUAACUAUUGCCAUUACAAGACUGCUGUAAAAUCAGAUUUAACUAAACAUAUACGGAUACACACAGGUGAAAAACCGUUCUCAUGUACCUAUUGUCAUUACAAGACUGCUAAAAAAGGUAGUUUAAAUACUCAUAUACGGACACAUACAGGUGAAAAACCGUUCUCAUGUAACUAUUGCCAUUAUAAGACCACCCUAAAAUCAACUUUAAUUAAACACGAAAGGACACAUACAGGUGAAAAACCGUUCUCAUGUAACUAUUGCCAUUAUAAGACCACCCUAAAAUCAACUUUAAUUAAACACGAAAGGACACAUACAGGUGAAAAACCGUUCUCAUGUAACUAUUGCCAUUAUAAGACCACUCAAAAAUCAACUUUAAUUAAACACGAAAGGACACAUACAGGUGAAAAACCGAUUUGAGGUAAACACUCUCUAUAGAAAAAAAAAUCUUCAGUAAUUAUUUCAGUAGGUUGUAGGUAUAGUUAGUAGUAUAAAAGCAGUAAAAGAUGUAGCUAAAAGUCUUUGGUGUAAGUAGGUAGGUAUACUAUACAGGGUGUAAACGAUAAGUGAUCUCACUCGAUUAUUUCUAAACUAUACAAGAUAUCGAAAAAUUUAUUACUGACCCUGAAAGUGCUUACCGCGUACGUGCUUACCCAGUUUUUGGAUAUCUUGUAUAGUUUUUAAUAUUAUGUGGUUUUACUAAAUGUAUGGAAGCUGGAAACAUUGAAUUUUCGUAUAGAUCCAUUUAUUUUGUAACCUAUUAUUGGUACCGUUGGAUAGAGCUCGGGAAGCACUUUCAGGAUCAGUAACCAGUUUUUGGAUAUCUUGUGUAGUUUAGAAAUAAUCGAGUGAGAUCACUUAUCGUUUCCAUCCUGUAAAGGGAGGCACACAGAAAAGGCCUAAGUUACCAACAACGAGAACCGAACAUAGGACCACUUAUGGCAAUGUUAGUAGGUAGGUACGUCACUACCGUCAUAUUUUUCUUCCGUUCAGUUAAUGUUCUCAAAGCUAUAUAGGUCUACGCAAUACUUUGAGAAUAGUAACUGAGUAUUAUUUAUUUAUUUUUAACAGAGUUAUAAAGUUGCCUAUUUAAACUGUAUUUUCUCAAUUAUUAAUUUAAUAUUGACAUAAGUAUGUUAUUCUAAUGAUGGUAGUUCAUUCAUGAACAUGAUUUUGAAAUUACUUACAAUUUGAGACAAUAUUAUAGUUAUUAAUAUUAAUAGGUAUUUUAACUAAGUUCUUUACUAAACAAAAAAUACACCGAAACUAAUAAAAUGUUUUGUUUGUAUUAAACACGAACUAUUUAUUACUAAUGAAGUCUUGAUUACUAUCAAUACUAAUUUACGACAAAAAGUAUAUUUUCCAUUUUUUUUUGUAAUUCAUUCUACCACUAUAAUUUGUUUUUUUUUUAUUGUAAAAGAAAAAAUAUUUUUGUUUUAUAAUUGUUAUUGUGUUUAAAUUGUGUCCCUGUCUGCAUGAUACAAAUAACAUUUAAGUAACAUAACGCCUUAAUAAAGUUUACUAAACUAAAA
Messenger RNA from Ostrinia nubilalis (European corn borer), 4190 nucleotides. RefSeq names its product zinc finger protein 271-like. Gene Ontology annotation, molecular function: DNA-binding transcription activator activity, RNA polymerase II-specific; RNA polymerase II cis-regulatory region sequence-specific DNA binding; zinc ion binding. The record is from RefSeq and is a predicted model, not a curated record. Lineage: Eukaryota; Metazoa; Arthropoda; Insecta; Lepidoptera; Crambidae. Gene Ontology annotation, biological process: regulation of transcription by RNA polymerase II. Gene Ontology annotation, cellular component: nucleus. The transcript is spliced from 6 exons. Bases 196 to 3078 code for a protein of 960 amino acids.